CAGCACGCAACACACCCACUACACAGGCGUCCGUUGUAGCCACGAUGUCGGCGUUUGUUUCUCCUGAUAAUAAAAUGAACUCGGAGUCCCCUACUGGAAGAUUUGAUGCUGAUCCAAGCCCUCCGAAACCUCUCGUCCAAAUCAAACUCCGUGACCAUCUCUGAAAUCGAAUACAAGCGCCUGCUCCAAGCGUCGCAGCAGUUCACCAAGUUGAAGAACUCGCUUCUCGAAGGGGGCUUGUCGCAGGAGACUCUCGAUAUCUUGAUCUAUGGCCCUCCGUCGACUCCUCCAGGUAUUGGAGGCCACACGGCAGGUACCGCGUCCCCACAGCGAGGGCAUACAAAGCGUGAAAUUGUUCCGCGUCGCAGAAGCUCAGAUGAGAGCUCCGAUCUAGAUGCUGCAUCUGAAGACGACCACGAUGAUGCCACCUCGGUCGACUCGCCCACCAGCGACGGAAAAGCAGAGGACCACGACAAUUCAUCCAGGAGCGAGGCAUCUGCGGCUACCCCUACUGAUCAACGCACUGUGAUGAUCCGCAACCUGCCCGACCGCGUCACUUACAGAGACGUUGUCGACGCUGUGAAGAGUGGUGGUGCCCUGGUUCAUGUCUACCUGAGGGCUCGUGAGCGGAUUGCAAGUGUUUCGUUUGUGGAAGAGGCUGCGGCCCGCUCCUUUCUGCAGCAUAGCAACACUCACGGCCUGUUGGUGGCUGGCAAACGCGUCGAAACGCUAUGGAACGACCGGCAGUUCUACGUCCCUCCCUAUGUCAGAAACAAGAUCUACAAUGGAGCCUCGAGAAACCUAGUUCUCUACAACGUGCAUCCGAACGUCACCGAGUGGGUCAUCCGGAAAGAUCUGGAGCAUAUCCACAACCUAAUCGUAAUCUCGGUUAAAUUCAACAAUGGCAAUGCCUACAUAUCCACCAACUCCGUGCACAAUGCCCUGUUUGCGCGAUCCUGCAUGAUGUCCCGUUUCACGUACAAGGGUACGAGAAUUGGGUUCUAUCCAGACGAGUGUGCGGAAUCGCAGGGUAAGGUACCCAUCGGGCCGAGACACGGAGUGCCAGAUGCUUCGGCUGGGAAAUCCACCUCGGUACUCAACCGCUUCCAUAUCCUGUCCCUUGAUGGGGCUGAUGACGAUGAGAGCGAAGAUUACGAUGGCCAUGGUGUAAUGAGCGGUCACCUUAACGGCAACGUCCGCUGGACAGACAACAGCGUUUCUGCCUAAGCCCUUCAAAGCACCCUCUCGACCUUUACUUGCCUACGUUCGCUGAACUUCUUCCGUAUCAUGUCAUCGGUGGUCUACUGCAUCGAACAAUCUGUUGCAUCUCAUUCGAUGCAGCUGAAUUUGGAGUUUAAGUCAAGAGCAUGCGAGUCUGCGGGGGCAUUGCAUCAAUGUCAUGUUAGCGCGAAUCAGAACCGGGUCAACUGGUGUCCGUUUGAGGUGGGAAGGAUUGCAUGGAACUGGGAUGGGAGGGAUGUUUAUGUCAAAACCUCAAUCUUAUGUCGGGUGCGGGUCGUGGUUUCGUUUUGAGAUAGCUUAGCAUACUAUGCUUUCCUACUAAGACAGCAUACUGAUAGUCAGAAUAUCCACCAGCUUGGGGUCCCG
Messenger RNA from Aspergillus fijiensis CBS 313.89, 1608 nucleotides. Its product is annotated as RNA-binding protein. The transcript has 7 exons. Gene Ontology annotation, molecular function: RNA binding. The coding region runs from base 106 to 1227 and encodes 373 amino acids. NCBI's taxonomy places the organism in Eukaryota, Fungi, Ascomycota, Eurotiomycetes, Eurotiales, Aspergillaceae. The record is from RefSeq and is a predicted model, not a curated record.